This is a messenger RNA of Bufo bufo (common toad), 3665 nucleotides long. It is a transcript of the gene RAB2A, whose product is annotated as RAB2A, member RAS oncogene family. Gene Ontology annotation, molecular function: GTP binding; GTPase activity. Lineage: Eukaryota; Metazoa; Chordata; Amphibia; Anura; Bufonidae. Bases 82 to 714 code for a protein of 210 amino acids. Gene Ontology annotation, cellular component: Golgi apparatus. The transcript has 8 exons. The record is from RefSeq and is a predicted model, not a curated record.
CGAGGGCUGUCGUGGACGAGCCCGUGAUUACGUCAGCGCGGCCGUUAGUAGCAGUGACGAAGAGGCACAGAUCAUCCGGACAUGGCGUACGCUUAUCUCUUCAAAUACAUUAUCAUCGGUGACACCGGUGUCGGUAAAUCAUGCCUACUACUGCAGUUCACAGACAAGAGGUUCCAGCCAGUUCACGACCUGACAAUUGGUGUAGAAUUUGGUGCACGAAUGAUCACAAUUGACGGCAAGCAAAUUAAACUCCAGAUAUGGGACACAGCUGGUCAGGAAUCUUUUCGCUCUAUCACAAGGUCAUACUACAGAGGCGCCGCCGGUGCAUUAUUAGUUUAUGAUAUUACAAGGAGAGACACAUUCAAUCAUCUGACCACUUGGCUUGAAGAUGCCCGUCAGCAUUCAAACUCAAACAUGGUGAUUAUGCUAAUUGCCAAUAAAAGUGAUUUAGAAUCAAGGAGAGAAGUAAAAAAAGAAGAAGGGGAAGCGUUCGCCAGAGAACAUGGUCUAAUUUUCAUGGAAACCUCAGCAAAGACGGCUUCAAAUGUGGAGGAGGCUUUCAUUAACACAGCAAAAGAAAUUUACGAAAAAAUUCAAGAAGGUGUCUUUGACAUUAAUAAUGAGGCAAACGGCAUUAAAAUUGGACCACAAAACCCAAUGCCUGGACCUCCUGGACCACACAACGCAGGACAAGCUGGUGGCAGCUGUUGUUGAGCCUGUCUUUUUUUCCACCCCCUCUCCGAGGAGCCUGCUGUGGCUACUUAACUUGUUCAUAGGCUAUUUACAUGUACUUUUACCUAUUGCCCCGCCCCUCCUCCAGAGUUUCAAUGUUCACUUUAAAGAGAGAGAUUUUGGAAAUUGUAUUCAUACUGUAUCUAUUUGCUUUUUUGAUUUCUAGGUUUAUUGAUUGUGAUUGUUUCAAUGUCGUCUUGUUCCCUUGACUAAAAACUGAAUUCUCAACACUAAAAUGUUUUCAUAGUAUUUUAAAUGGUUUGUGUGACUAGGAUUCACAGAUCUGUGUGUGACCUGUUCAAAGGGACGUGAAAUCAAAUAAUAAAGAACAUUUGGAGACGCCUUUUUUUCUCUCUACCAAUAUGUUUUUAAUGAUGGAGACUGGGUGAUAUAUCAGUAACAUGAUUGUGCAUGCUAUAAUUGUUUCCAUAUGUGCUGCCCAUACUACAUUGUCUUCUCUUUAGGUGGACAGUAUUGUAAUGAUUAAGAGGCUUAACUGGUGAAGUCACCAAGGGUUUGAGCCAAGAUCAAAACUUAAAGGGGUCGGCUUAUCUCACACAUUGAUGGCAUACUACUAGGAUAUGGCACCAAUGUCAGAUAGGUUCAGGUCUCUACUUCUUUGUGGCCUUCUCCUGUCUCCAGAAUGGGGCUGCCGAAGUGACCGGAGAGCAGCCACCUUCCGUUCACAGUUGUGGGAGUGUCAAAAAUAGCACCGCACCAGUUCGGCUAUUUUCAGCAGUCCCAUAGCAGUAAGUGGCUGCUUGUGCGGUUUGCCCUCUAUUCACCGCUAUGGGACUUCCGAUGACAGACAGUCAUGUUCACUCGCCUAUUUUCAGAGCUCCCAUAGCAAUGUAUGGAGAGCAUGUGGUCUUCUUCACUUCAGGGUCCCUGUUCUGGUAAUUGGAGCAGGUCCCAGAGGUGGGACCGCUACCUAUCUGACAUUGAUGGCAUAUCCUAGCGAUGUUCCACUAAUGUGUGAAAUAAGACAACGCGCCCUCUCCCUUCCUUUUAACCAUGUCCACAGGAUAGGGCAUAAGCAUCAUAUUGGUAGGGUCUGACUGCUGGGACCCCCACCGAUCAUAUGAAAGGAAGUUUCAAUUCCCCUCAGCAAAUGAAGCGCUGAACUCUAUUUCCAGAAAACAUGUAGAGAAUGAAUGGAGCUGCAGUGCUGUUUUUGUGGAAUCUGGAUCCCCGUUCAUAUAAUUACUGGGGGUCCCAAUGAUCAGACACCCCCCCCCCUUCACUAGUGAGAUGCUUAUCCCUUAUCGCGUGCAUAGGAAGUUUUGAUAUUGGUAAAACCAUUUAAGGGUUAUUCUGGUUCCAGCAAAUAAAACACUUUGAUUUUAUAAAUUUCAGAACUUUUGUAGCACACUUUGGGUGCACAAUUUUCAAACUCUUUGCUUGCAGUCAUUGAAUGGGAACCUUCAGUGUGCACUUCCAGGGGAUAGAACCCUGUCCUGUUUAUGGGAUCAUAUAGGUGAAGGGCUCUAUCUACUGUGCACCUGUGUGAUCAUUAUAUGACCAGGAUAGAUCUCGAUCACCUGUAAGCAAGCAAUGAAGGUUCCUAAUCAGUGACAACAAGUUAAGAGCUUAAAAAAAAAAAAAGUUUACUAGAAAUUGUGAAACUUUUCAUGAUACACCAAAUAUGUUUAAUUUGCUGACCCAGAAACACCCCAUUGACUUCAGGGCAGGCUUGGAGGGUGAUUUUAAGGUUUCGUAACAUUUUCAACUGAUAGUUGGGGCACAGUACGGAAACGGUCAACAGAAAGUGGGAAAGUCAUAGAAGAGCCUUAAGUAGUUCACUUCACGAAUAGCUGAGACAGACAAAGUUUUUAAUUUCUAAUAUUGGUAGACAGGAAAAAUUGCUGUAACCAAAAUGUAUUUACUCAUGUACAGUGUGCAUAGUCCUAACAUGUAAUGCUGCCAGAUACACACAAUCAAGGUGGAAGAGUGAACGUGAUGUUUUAUUAAACCUGAUGAAUUCCUGGAGAGAAUAUUCCUAAUCUGCUUUAGUCCUGCUUUUUUUUUUUUCUCAUGAAGUAAGCCAGUUGUGAUGUCAUUAUCUGAACUAGCGAGAACAUUCAUAUAGUUCUUAUUCAGUUACAGACUUCUUUAGAUUUUAUUGCACUGUUAUCAUUUUGCACAUCUUAUUGUGAAUGAAGUGACUUGUCGGUGUAAUAUUGGGGUGGUCAUGAUGAUGUAAUGUGCUGCUUUUACAUGCCCUGUGUAUUCUUUGGAAAAGGACACUGCAGUUUUGCAGCUGCAGUAAAGUGAUUGGCAGAGCCCUUGUAGUCUCUGACGACUUUCUCUUACCAUGGAGGGUCAGUGCCACUGGGAUAGUAUUUACUGCAAUUUGUGUCUCUGUAAACUGCAUUUAAGCUUAAGUUUGUAAAAAAAAAAAAAAAAAGUAGGAAAUAACUGCUGAUGUCCCUGUCGGGUUCCAUCUCUGAGUCCAAUAAUAUAUGCGCAUAUGGGGUCCUUUAUCCAUUGUUCUAUGAAGUUUUAACAACGUUCUUUAAAGGCAAUGUACACCUUUUGGGGGGCAAUUUUUCUAUUAUUGCAUUUUAUUCAUUUUGAGCUAAAAAUAUUUUUUAUAUUGGUCUUUAUUAAAAAAAAAUAUGGCGUCCUUUUUUAUGUACAGAGCUGAGAUGCUCUAGUAGCACCCUUUGGAUUUUCUGUCUUUUCCAUCAGACCAGGAGCUGACGGACUCCUUAUAUCUGCUCUGACCUAAUCACUCAUUAUAGUAUAACACUGAUGAGAAUGUGGUUUUAAUAAGUGUUUGACUUCUCAGUAGUUUAGAGAUAAGGUUUAUUAGAUGACGGCACAAAGUGAAAGUACCAGUCACACAACUAGAAAAAGUUAACCCUUUGUAACAGAACAGCUCAGUAUUUUUAAUAAAGGCCAGUUGAAAAAAUGAUUUUUAGGCAAAAAUG